AAAAACCAUGAAGCCAAGACAGAUGUCUGCACUUACUACAGUCGCUGCCAUUCUCUGCGCGCUCUCUCCUGUAUAUGGGGAUUCCAUCACGGUAAAAAGUGAGAAGAACCUAUCGGCAGCAGUAGGGAGGAAUGUGACUCUCCUGUGUCAGCUGAUGUCCGCCAAAGCAAAUGUCAUCCAAAUCACAUGGCAGAAAGAGUCGGGCAAUUUUUCUGGCCCAGUGGCUUCCACCAGUAGGGUUUAUGGGCCGAAAAUUCUAGGUUACUACUCAAAUCGGGCGAAACACUCUUCUGUAGAUACCCUCAAUAUGUCAGCAAUUAUCAUCAGCCCCGUGACUUUGGAGGAUGAGGGGUGUUUUAAAUGUAUCUUCAAUCUGUUUCCAGUUGGAGCUUCAUCUGGAACAAUUUGCCUCGAUGUGUACGAAGAAAAAAUAUCCGAGCCAACGUUGGAUGUUAAGAUAAUUGACCGCCCGGAGAUGUUGGAAAAACUUCUGGUUAUCACCUGCAGUGGAUCAGGACUUCCAGCUCCCAACAUCUCAUGGAACCAUUCACUGGACCUACAAUAUGAACCUCAAACAUUAAGUAUUGUGAAUUCUGAUGGGACCAUGACCGUCAUCAGUAAUCUGACCCAAACAAUGAAUGAGACCUUAGAAGGGACAAACGUGACCUGUAUUGUAAAUCACCCGACACUUGGAGCUGAGAAACGUCUUUCUAAACUGGUGCCUUACACAGGUAAGUGAAUCC
Messenger RNA from Bufo gargarizans (Asiatic toad), 743 nucleotides. Its product is annotated as OX-2 membrane glycoprotein-like. The record is from RefSeq and is a predicted model, not a curated record. The transcript has 3 exons. Gene Ontology annotation, molecular function: cell-cell adhesion mediator activity. Bases 8 to 739 code for a protein of 243 amino acids. NCBI's taxonomy places the organism in Eukaryota, Metazoa, Chordata, Amphibia, Anura, Bufonidae.